AUGUUGAUUAGUUCAGCAGCAGAGAAGCACACUGAUCGAACCCUUUCAUAUCCCUACAGGAGUGAGCUGCUGCUGAAGAACAGUCUCGACACCGCACAAUUCUGCAUUGACGACAUUGAUUCUUUCGUCCAUUUAGAGAUCCAACCACACCAAGCUUCCCAGCUAAGAGAGAACGAUCGGAUCAAGAGACUACCCGGGCAGCCGGAGGCUGACUUCGAGCAGUACGGCGGGUAUGUCACGGUGGACCAGGUAGCAGGCCGGGCUCUUUACUACUACUUUGUCGAGACGAAGACCUCUCAGAAGCAUUCCUUACCCCUUCUUCUUUGGCUUAAUGGAGGCCCGGGUUGUUCUUCUUUUGGCUACGGUGCAAUGCAAGAACUCGGGCCAUUUCAUGUCUGCAGCGACGGGAAAACACUCUACAAGAACAAAUUUUCCUGGAACAAUGCUGCAAAUGUGCUGUUCCUGGAGUCGCCGGCGGGUGUCGGCUUCUCCUACUCCAACACCACGGCGGACUUCACUACCGGAGGGGACAGGCGAACCACGAUUGAUAACUAUGCAUUCUUACUCAAUUGGUUAGAAAGAUUUCCCGAGUACAAACGUAGAGAAUUUUACAUAUCCGGAGAGAGCUAUAUCGGGCACUACGGGGCAAUGUUGGCACAAACAAUUCUACACAACAAUAGAAAGGCCAAGACUACUUUGAUUAACCUCAAAGGAAUCAUUAUCGGGAACCCAUCGUUAGAGGAUGAGGCUGACGACAGAGGUAUGAUCGAGUAUCUUGGAAAUCAUGCCAUAAUUUCCGGGGAGACUACAGCACAAAUUCUCAAGCACUGCGAUUUCCCUAUAAACAUCGAUAAGGGAUCAUCAUAUAAAUGCCUAGAGGCUCAGGAAGAACUUAAUACUAACAUAGCUGGUAUUAAUCCGUACAACAUCUACGCACCAUUGUGCUUGAAUUCAAACCUCACUGAGAAGCCUAAGAAGACUGCAGGAAGGGAUAUCGAUCCAUGCAUCCUCAGUUAUGUGAAUGCAUACCUAAACAGAGCAGAUGUUCAACAGGCACUACAUGCUAAUGUUACUAAACUUCACUACGGAUGGAGCGGAUGCAGUGUCGUCAUCAAGGAAUGGACAGAUUCCCCAUCAACAGUCAUGCCCCUCAUCAAAGACCUCCUUGGCAGCAAUCUUCGAGUUUGGAUAUAUAGUGGGGAUGUGGACGCAAGAAUACCAUUUACUACGACAAAUCUUUGCUUUGAAAAGAUGAAGCUUCACCCUAAAUCCGCAUACCUUCCUUGGUACUCAGGAGGACAGAUUGGAGGGUAUACCCAGGAAUAUGAAGGCAACCUAAGAUUUGCUACGGUAAGAGGGGCAGGGCAUCAAGUGCCAGCCUACCAGCCUGAAAGAGCUCUCACCCUCAUUCGACAUUUUCUUGCUGGAAAAGAUCUUCCUACUAGAGAUUGA
This is a messenger RNA of Andrographis paniculata, 1452 nucleotides long. RefSeq names its product serine carboxypeptidase-like 40. NCBI's taxonomy places the organism in Eukaryota, Viridiplantae, Streptophyta, Magnoliopsida, Lamiales, Acanthaceae. Gene Ontology annotation, biological process: proteolysis. The transcript has 9 exons. The coding region runs from base 1 to 1452 and encodes 483 amino acids. Gene Ontology annotation, cellular component: vacuole. Gene Ontology annotation, molecular function: serine-type carboxypeptidase activity. The record is from RefSeq and is a predicted model, not a curated record.